AUGGCCGCCGGACAACCUUCAUACAUCAUUGUCGGCGCUGGCGUUUUUGGAGUUUCCACGGCAUUGCACCUUAUCAAGAAGUAUCCACAAGCAUCAGUCACAAUUGUUGAUCGCGACCAACACGAUGCCGACACUCGAGUGGCUGCCUCCUGGGACUGGAACAAGGUCGUACGUGCCGACUACGAUGAUGUAGUGUACUGCCAGAUGGGUAUUGAGGCGCAAGAUGUAUUCAAGAGCGACCCGCUCUGGAAACCAUACUUCUUCGAGACUGGUAUUUUUUGGACUUGCAGAGACGAUUACGCUGAUGCGGUCAUUGGCAAUUAUCACAAGUUGGGAAGAAAGGCCGACUUGAAGUCCAUCCCGGUCGAGGAAGCUAAGAAGCUACAUGGCGGGGUCUUUGGGGAUGCGGACUACAACGGUGUCAAGUCAGUUCUCAUCAACAAGACCAGCGGCUGGGCUGCAGCAGGUGACUGUCUCAGAGCUGUCACUAAAGAGGCUCUGCGAUUGGGCGUGAAGUACGUGGUGGCAGAAGUAGCAAGCCUGCUCUUCAAUGAAGAUGGCUCCUGUGGCGGCGUCAGGACGAUUGGCGGCACGAACCUCGAAGCAACCCAUACCAUCCUCAGCACUGGAGCAUACACGCCAAAGCUGCUCGAGCUCAGCGCCGAGGAGAGCGGUAUCACAAGAUUGCGAGCUGGAGACCGGAUCGUGGCUGGCGGAAUUACAACUGGCAUGAAAGUCCUCGACGAAGAAGAGCUUCCAACAUACGCUGCAAUGCCCGUGGGUGUUCAAGGUUAUACGCCCGAGCUGGGCCCAUUCAUUGGAAGCCUGCCACCGACAAAGGACAGGCAGUUGAAAUGGUGGGGCCAGACCAUUUUCAAGAAUACGACAGAGGUGCUUCCUGGGCGACAUGUUUCGGCGCCUCCCGAGCGGCCUGAGUACAAUCAGUGGAAGAUUUCAAAGAAACUGAAGAAAGACAUUGAGCACGCACGAGACGUUUUCUAUGGGACGAAGAGCAAGAGCUGGAAGAUGGAGAAGCACAGGAUAUGCUGGGACGCCUUCACCACGAGCUCUGACUUCAUCAUCUCACCACAUGCAGCCGCUAAAGGCUUGUACGUGGCCACGUGUGGAAACUUCCACGGCUGGAAGUUCUUCCCCAUAAUCGGCAAAUACGUGAUGCAGAUGCUCGAGGGCUCGCUGUCACCUGAACUUGCCGACAAAUGGGCAUGGGAUCGCGAGAGGCCCGAUCCCAAAGACUUCGCUGACUAUCCAAGACAUGAAUUACGGGACUUCGAAGAUACCCGCGCAAAGUUGUAA
This is a messenger RNA of Zasmidium cellare ATCC 36951, 1314 nucleotides long. RefSeq lists its product as uncharacterized. The coding region runs from base 1 to 1314 and encodes 437 amino acids. NCBI's taxonomy places the organism in Eukaryota, Fungi, Ascomycota, Dothideomycetes, Mycosphaerellales, Mycosphaerellaceae. The transcript is spliced from 2 exons. Gene Ontology annotation, molecular function: flavin adenine dinucleotide binding; saccharopine oxidase activity; sarcosine oxidase activity. The record is from RefSeq and is a predicted model, not a curated record.